This is a messenger RNA of Drosophila miranda, 1972 nucleotides long. RefSeq names its product 23 kDa integral membrane protein. The transcript has 5 exons. The record is from RefSeq and is a predicted model, not a curated record. The coding region runs from base 133 to 585 and encodes 150 amino acids. Gene Ontology annotation, cellular component: membrane. NCBI's taxonomy places the organism in Eukaryota, Metazoa, Arthropoda, Insecta, Diptera, Drosophilidae.
GCCACUCAGUUUAACGAAAACAGUCCCAACGAACGAACGAGCGUACGGAUUAUAAAACGAGACAUUCGGAAUCAGCCGAAAUACUAUUAUAUUCACCGAGAUACCGUGCAACCUAGAAAUCCAGAACCAUGAAUGAUCCGAGAGAAUGCCUGUUGCACUACAAUCUAUGCCAUCUGUAUGCUGGUCUUGUUUGCCCUGCAAUUGGCUCUGUCGAUUUGGAUCUUUGCGGCGAACGACAAGUUCCUGGACAAGAUGAGCACAGUGGUGAACACGGCCUGGAAUGAGAAUAACGCCGCCCAGGGUUAUCCCAUGGAUGCCCUCCAAUUGGCCUUCAAAUGCUGCGGAAACACUGGCUACAAGCAAUACGGAUCUUCAGUCCCCGCUUCCUGCUGCGGCUACAAGGAUCGCAAUCAGGUGUGCGAGGCUGCCAUUUUCACCCAACGUCUUGGCUGCAAUGGCGAGUUCGUCGACUUCUGGGCCUCCAACACGGACCUCAUUCGAUGGAGCAGUCUGAUCAUCGCGCUCUUCGAGCUGGGCAUCUUCAUUGUAUCGUGCUGCCUGGCCAGUGCAAUGAGGAAGCGCUGAUAUGGAGUAUCCACGCCUGAAUCAUCCCAUUAGCUGUAGCUCAGUUCCUAGCAUCCAUGCAGUUGAAAGUACAUGCAACAUCAGUCGCCAUAAAUAAAUCAAAUAGGUUAAGCUCAAUCAAGUAUAUUUUUUGUAUGUCUAUGUCUAGCUUUGGCCACCAAAUCUUAUCUAAUCGGAACGGGUCGGUGUUUUCGCCGAAACUAUAUCCGUGUACCGGUUGAUAAGCCCCCACCAACUCCAUCCAUAUUUAGAUCGUUUGCCCUCAAACUUUUGCAAUGAAUCAUUUCUAAAUUCCAAUUGUUAUCGCUUGGCCCACCCAAUGUUUGCUUUUCUGUGUCCCUUGCUUUUUUGGUCCCCAAAAAGUGAUAAGAUACAUGCGCGUAUCUUUCCGAUAUCGUUCAUGUCUGAGGGACAAUUUAAAAACAGUAGCCCAACAGAAAGACCAGUCUAAUCGAACAAUAGCAAACGACGCGUGAACGCGAUAAAUAUCAUAAAAUUAUAGCGCUCAAAAACACACCUGGAUAAAUUUGAUUUAAUUUGUAUUUGAUUUGUUGAACUCGAAAGGAUACGAAAAGACAAAAGUCAACAUGGGUUGUCUUUCGGGCAUAGUCAAUUUCAUAUUAUAUGUAGUUAAUGUUGUGUUCUUGGGGAAAGCAUAAAUCAUCUCUUCAAGAUGAAGUCCUGGUGGGUUUUAUGAAAGACAACCCGGACUUGGCAAAAGGAUUUGUGAAGGGCGACCGAGUUGUUGUCGAUGCCAAGUGGGCAGAGCUUUGCGGCGCUCUCAAUGCUGUUGGGCCGCCAAUCAAGGACGCAUUGGGUUGGAAAAAGGUUUGGGCAGAUUGGAAAACAAACAUCCGCAAGAAGAUGGCGAAAAACAAAUCAGAAACUCGAGCUACAGGUGGAGGGCCCUUCGCUCAGCAAUCGCUUGGGGAAUUGGAGGAGAUAGCUAUGUGGCCUCUACGAAAUGGUGGAAGGAGUAGGUGGGCCAGCGUAUGGACUUCCCCCCGUACGACCAAGGAGGCCGACACUGGGGUUAAGUGCGUGAUGGAAGACCCCAUUGAGGAGGAACCCUCAGAGAAGGACGAACCCUCAGAGAAGGAGGAGCCCAUGCCGAAGCGCCGUCGAACUAGACCAGCGCAGACCAUGGACCACAACGAUCUCUGCGCUGCUCAGCUGGAUGAAAUGUCGGCAAUUUCCAAGAAAAUUUCGGAACAUUUCGAACGAAUGGAAUCGUUAGAGAAGGAGAAGCUCGAGGUCCAAAAGGCGCUUGUAGACAAAUUUAGCCAAAUUUUGGACAAAUUUGCGAAAUAAUUAGUUUCCUAUUAGUUUUUUUGUGAAACUUAGCUUUAUUAGUUAUAAAGAAUAUCGAAUGACAUAAAGAAGAAAA